Messenger RNA from Eurytemora carolleeae, 2048 nucleotides. RefSeq names its product serine/threonine-protein kinase NIM1. The transcript is spliced from 18 exons. NCBI's taxonomy places the organism in Eukaryota, Metazoa, Arthropoda, Copepoda, Calanoida, Temoridae. Gene Ontology annotation, molecular function: protein serine/threonine kinase activity; tau-protein kinase activity; ATP binding. The record is from RefSeq and is a predicted model, not a curated record. Gene Ontology annotation, biological process: protein phosphorylation; intracellular signal transduction; microtubule cytoskeleton organization. Bases 130 to 1545 code for a protein of 471 amino acids. Gene Ontology annotation, cellular component: cytoplasm.
GGUAGUGUGGAAAGCAGGAGGUUGAGGGAUAAAAUGAACUUGAUGGUUACUGUAAACAACCAAUUCACUCAGUUUGAUUAAAAAGGUUGUCGGGGUUUAAGAAUGGUAAACAUAUAGCAAUGUUUCCUGAUGAUCAACACACCAUCAUUAGUCGAUCUAGACAUUCAUUCCAGUUUGAGUGCCCCUGUUUCUAUGUCCCUGAGCCCUGAGAUAAAGGUUAAAACCUCGCUGAUCAGGGUAAACACUGCCAAAGAUAUUGCUAAACCUGUAGACAAGGAGAACCAUGAAAAUCCUGGUGAACCUAGUGAACCUACUGAAACUGCGUACAAUAAACUAAUCAACAAGAUCGAUAACGACGAGGAUUGGUUCAGAGAAACAUUGACUGGGCGCAGAAUAGGGUUCUAUAGAUUUAAAGGAGAACUCGGGAUUGGAAACUUUUCCAGGGUUCGCCUAGCUAAACAUGAACUUACUCAAGAACGAGUGGCUAUCAAGGUUAUUGAUCGGUCCAACCUUGAUCAGAAAACAACAAAGAUGCUGCUCAGAGAAAUAUCCGUCAUGUCAAGCUGUAACCAUCCAUCAUUAGUCAAGUUGUUUGAAGUACUGGAGAAGAAGGAUAAGAUCUACCUGUGUAUGCAACUAGCUCCUGGAGGAGAACUAUUUACCAGGCUAACCCAUUAUGGUAAAUAUUCUGAAGAGAAGGCUAAACCAAUAUUUUCCCAAGUCUCCUCCGGAAUUUGCUACAUGCACGACCACGGGAUGAUUCAUAGAGAUGUUAAAGCAGAAAACGUUUUCUUUCUUACUCCAGCCAAGGUUGUUGUCGGUGAUUUUGGGUUUGCAGCUAAACUAGGAAAUAUGGAGCAGCAUCUUACUACAUUCUGCGGUUCUCCUCCAUAUGCAGCUCCAGAGCUUUUUCAGGAUGAUCACUAUAUUGGACCCCAUGUUGAUAUGUGGGCUCUUGGAAUCCUUUUAUAUUUCCUUGUCACAGGAAAUAUGCCUUUUAAAUCAGCAACUGUAUCAGGAUUGAAACAUGCUAUAUUGGAGGGUUCUUACUUCCAUCCACCGAAUCUAUCCGACUCUUGUAAAUCUUUGAUUGACAGUUUACUGCAGAGAAAUCCUAGUUCAAGGUGCAAAAUGCCUGAACUAGCAAGCAGUGCAUGGCUUCAGGAUACUCCGUGGAUAUCAGACGAUACUGUCUUUAUUCCAUAUCCAAGGAUCGGAGCAGAGAAUCAAUCUGACCUGGAGAAAAAUGUUUUGAAGGAGUUAAAUUCACUUGGAAUAACUCAGAAAGAAUUUAGCCUGGAGAUGGGACUAGGAAUACGCAGUCGAGCCAUAGGAUCGUACAGGAUGCUCAUGAACAAGUAUCUAAACGCCCCUCCACCAGAACUCAGACCCGUCCCUGCAGUAUCCAAGGACCCGGAGAGAAUACCGUCCUCCUCCGCCCAACCUAAAUCUAGCUCGGAGAGAACCCUUUCUAUAGCUACCUGGAGAAAUGUCAAACUUGAACCUAGCUCAACUAAACGUUCUCGCUUCUGUGAUAUUCUGUGAUAAUCCCUAACUCCAGUCCCCCUUUAAAUUAUAUGGAGGUAUUGCCCCAACCCCCUGAGAAAGGGCCGCGUAUUUAAACAUGCUUUUGAUCUCAAACGUAUUCAUUCUUGGCCCUAUGGUGCUAGUUUUAUGUAAAAUAAUGAAACCCAUUUUCCUUCUAUGGAACAAAUUACUUAACACAAAAUCUACUUUCUUUUAUCUUUGCAACCUGGUCAUGUAAUCCUUUGAAUUUUAUGAAGGUUGGGUUUAAAGUCUGAAAUAUCAAAGGUCUAUGACAUAAGGUAGCAAACAUAUAGGUUUAGCAAAAAUUAGUUCCUUUUGUACUUUAAAAAAUACUGUCUGACCUGACCUUUUUUUUUCGAUUUUUACAUCGUCUAAAAAUGGUCCAAACACGCUAAAACUUCGUUUUUAAACAUUUUAAAACAUUUUUAACAGUUCAGAAGUUGUUCUGGUUGAAUUCACAUUAUAUUAAAAAUGAAAGACUAGCUAAAUUGACAUUUAUU